Messenger RNA from Spirodela intermedia, 9473 nucleotides. The record is from the annotation of a GenBank genome assembly. Lineage: Eukaryota; Viridiplantae; Streptophyta; Magnoliopsida; Alismatales; Araceae.
AUGUUUCCGUCGGAGACGGAUGCAGGAGGACAAAAUGCUAGCGGGGCUUCGGGCACUGUGCUGAUUCCCACGCGGUUUUUCUGGCCGUAUGGUGGUAGGAGGGUCUUUCUCAGCGGUUCUUUCACUAGGUUAGCUUUUAAGAAUAUUCAUUCGUAUACCUUUUUCUUUUUUUUUUCCUUCUUUUAGUUCUGAUUAUUCUUGACAGGCCAUGCAUGGAAGAUAUUAAUAACGGUUUCGGUGCCUAAUUGGUCCUGGGACUUGUCUGAUAGAUUGUUGUUCUUCCUUGUUGCAUAGAAAAUUCCAUCUCUACCUGAAACUGGGGUUGAAAGGAGAAAAACACAUGGUGGAGAUGUGCAUUAUAUAUGUUCUUGAUGGAUGUUUUUCCAUUUUAAUGGAUCAUGAAUUGUUUUUAAUAGCAUCCAUAUUGCGUUGUGUUUAGGUGGUCCGAACACUUACCAAUGUCCCCAAUGGAGGGUUGUCCCACAGUAUUUCAGGCCAUUUGCAGCUUGACGCCUGGGAUUCAUCAGGUGAGAUCUCCUGAUUGCACAAUAUUGUUCACCUAAAGAUACUUAAAACUGCAUUUAAAAUUUAAUACGGUAAUUUCCUCCCCCAAUUGAAUUCAAUAGGAGGACCUUCAUUUCAUCUUUCAAAUAAAAACGAAAACUAGGUGAUAUGAAGAUAGAAAAAAGAUUGUUACAAGGAAUCCAAUAUUCUAAGAAAAGUGGGCAUUCACCGCAUUCAGUAUUCAGAAAGACAUUCACAAGUCAGCUAUACCCACUGAGAGGUGAUCUUAGUUACUCUAAUUUUUGUGUUCUGGAGUGCAUGAUUUUUCUUGUUUCCUUCUGACAUCUUUCCCCUUGAUUACCGUUGGUCUUUUAAGGCUAGACAAAUAGACAAUGUAGAACGAGAUCCGAGCACUUGAUUAGCAUAAUGAUUUGCUAUUAUAAUUACUGACCUUUAAAACAAUUAAUUAUGUAAAGUUUUGGCAUUUUUUUGAAGGUGCACAUACAUGCAUGCGUUCAAUAUGAAAGUUUCUUACUUAAAUGAUUUAUCCUUGAUGCAUUUUGUCAAUGCAGUACAAGUUUUUCGUUGAUGGGGAAUGGAGGCAUGACGAACGGCAACCCUCUGUGACGGGAAACUAUGGGGUAGUAAAUACUGUGGUUCUAACUAGGGAAUCUGACCCUACUCCAAUCCCCAAUCCUGAGACACCCACCAGUGGAGUGAGCAUGGAUGUUGAUAAUGAAACAUUUCAGCGUGUGGUAUGUUGAUUUGGAUUAUUCCUAGUUUAUUGGAAACUGAAUUUUCUCUCUUUCUUCUUAGCUAUGAUAUUAAAUUGUCUUGAGUGUCUCAAACUGUCGGGAGAAACCUCAUUUUUCUCUCUCCCUGCAUUAUUAACUUCCGUUAGGGUUUUCCAUGUUUAAGAAUACUGUCUAUCUUCGUGUGUGUAUUGACAAGGUGAGUGUGCAUUGUCAGAGAGCUCAAAGGAAUGAGGUUUUUGACAAUCACUAUUUACAGUCUUUGUUUUCAAUGAUGAAAGGUCAUUUAUGGAUAAAUAAAUUUUCGAAAAUGGGAGUAUCUCAGUUGAUUAGCUGAAGGUAUGCAUUAAUGCCUGUGAAAGUAAAUUAUGUUGAACCAUGUCAAUGAUUGGGUGAACACGUUGCAAAUGAAACAUUGCAAAUUUUCGUGCUUUUCUUUGACGCCUGUUGCAUUGUCUGCAAUUAAUGAGAUGAUGUGAUUUCACAUGACCUUGGGCAUGUAAUCUGGUUUAUCAAGAACUAACUAUUUGUCAUAUGGUAACCCAUUCUGAUUGCACUAUUUGGCCGUGUAAUCUGCCCAGUGAUUGCACAUUUUGAAUACAUUUGUAAUACUGCCAGACUGCUUUUUUCUUUUCGCCUUAAUAUGUUUCAAAAAUGCAAAAAAAAAAACAGCGACUUCAGUGUGCCUGAUUUUACUGAUUUCAUCUGCUAUUUGACACCGAACCUUAAAAAAGAAAAAGAAAAAAGAAGAAAAAUGUAAAGGGUAGAAAUCAAUGAACAUAUAAAACUUCUGCCUUUGUCAUUCUCUUGUGCUUCUGCGCCCGAAUCUAUGUUACUGUGGAAACAUUAGUUGUCUCAGCGAAUGAUCACUUUAUUCAUCUAGAGGAAGACCAAGACAUUAAUUUUUUUCAUCAACAUGUUAACUUCAUUGGUUUCUUUCUGACGCUCAUGCUCAGUGGAGGUGGUUACUGAUUUGAAUGAUACAACCUUUUUUCCGUUCGCGUUCAUGCCCUGUUAGAUGAUUGUAUUAAUGUUUUCUGGCAUUUCUAUUCCUUCAAUGUCAAGCAGGUUACUGUAUCAGGUGGAAACCUUCAAGUUGAACCUCUGAGGGUAUCAGAUGCUGAUAUCGACAUAUCUCGCCAUCGAAUAUCCGUAUUUUUAUCGACACAUACGGCUUAUGACUUGCUGCCAGACUCUGGGAAGGUUUAAAUAUUUGCCUUAUAUGAAUCAUUAUUAUCAGAACUUCCAAAUUUUCAUUUAUAGCGGAGGAACUUUGCUUCCUGUGUAACUUGUUUCACUGUCUGCUUCAAAUUGUUUCAGGUUAUUGCCCUUGAUGUUAAUUUGCCUGUGAAACAAGCAUUCCAUAUCCUAUAUGAACAGGUACUAUAUUGACUUUCCUCAGAGUAAAUAUCUCAAUUAAUUGGUCAAGACAUUUGCAGCGAACUUCUGCGAAUUGCUAGAACAUUUUUUUUGUGUGGUGAUUUUCGAUUCAGGAUACCUAUUAGGUAUUCGUGGUAAAAACAGAUUUUAACCCUGAGCCUGGCUUCAGCUUGUUUGAAGGUGGUAUUAAUCUACUCUUGUAAGAGUUAAGGGAUCUCACAGAUUUCGGUUUUGCAUUUAAAAAAGGAAACCAAAUUCUGAGGGGAUAAGCAUAUAACCAGACAAUUCUAAAGAAAAGCAGUAACGGGAGAAUCCAUAGCUAACAUAUAUAUGGAUAAGGCAAAAAAUAAAAAUAAGACCUUUAUUGAGCUAUCGAUACAUAAUAGCCUUUUGAAAAACUCCAAACAUGCAGAAUGGCAUGGUUUUCUCGUUGAUCUCUCUGUGAUCACAUUGCCUCAAUACAAGCUGGUUGGGGGAUCUUCAACAAAUUUUUUGUGUCUGAUUGAUGCUGAGUGUAUUUCAUUUCUUGUAAAUUGUUUCACAUUAUUUCCGAUCAACUGAAUUAUCAAAUAUUUAUUAAUGAUUCUCCAAAGAAGUUGAAUUGCUUCAUAGGUGGACAGAUGCAACCUUUCAGAGAAGUGUAGAAAUAAGCCUCCCUUUGAAGAAAGAAUCCUACCUUUCGUUCCACUCUGCUUUCAAAUUUCUGCACAAUCUUUACUCAACCCUUUAGUGUAAGAACGUAGUAAAUGGUAUUCCAAGGUAGGAGAUGCGAGAAUCUCCUACCUCACAAUCUAGUAUGACAAUUCGCCCUCCUUUCCUUUCUUCCUUCAAUACUUGUGCUGAUAAUCAAACGCUCUUCAUCCUUCCCCCUUAGUCAGGUUCAUUAAUCUGGUAAUUCAGUUGUCCUCAAACAAAGUUUGAUUGUGUACUUUGGAUACUGGGUGUGUUGUUACCACUAAAACUUACAGAUAUAGCUGGAAGAUUCGCCUAGCUUGAAUAUCAUUCUCAUGGUGACUUAUCUUUUUCCACAUUGGUAUUGAUAUGCCUGUGUUCAUUUCCAAAUCAUUACGCUUUUUGGAGUAAUCUUCUAAACAUUGGUUGGUAGCUAUGCCAAAUCUCGAGAAAUUCACUUAUCAGUGCCUCUGAACGAUUUCCAUCACUGUUUUUACCUGUUUGACAUUUCCAGGGUAUGCCUGUGGCUCCUUUAUGGGAUUUCUCCCGGGGACAAUUUGUUGGAGUGCUUAGUGCGUUGGACUUCAUAUUGAUUCUGAGAGAGGUAUUUCAGCAUCAUUCAAUGUCUUUAUUUACUACAUUACAACUUUAUGUUAUCUUUAAUUUGGAAUAUUUCUUUCUAUUUAUGUAAGUAUAUUUAGAUCUAUUUUACAUCUGUGGACAUUUGUAGUCGAUUUAUAUUUUUAUCAUAUUUUUUUCCUUGAUCGUGUUCAUCAUAUUCCCAAAUUUGAUGUAUAAACCAAAAAAGCAAGGUUUGAGUGUUCAUGAAAAAAUCUUAGAUACGUUUUUACUUGACCAGCAGAAACGGCAUGGAAUCUCCAUUUCUCUUACCUUUCAAUCCUUCAAGCUAAUCAUCCAGACUUAUCUGGAUCAGGGCCUAUACCAUUGGUGCUUACCAGGCGCAAGAGAGUCAGACACCUACUUUGGUGUCUGUUUUUGUCCCCUUGCAGUUCUGGGUUUCAAUGACUGACCUAUUUGAUUCCAUGUCUGCUGAUGUAAAUUCAUUUCAAAUCAUUUGUCAAGUUCACAGUAUUGCACAGGCCAGUUACAGGUGGAUUUUUUUUUUUAAAUUUUGUAAAAGGAGUCCGAGACCAUGGAUGUCACCUCAUUAAUCUGUUUUUCAGGCAUACGAGCUAUAUUAUGAUAGAUCAUAAUUUAGUUAUCUUGUUUCUUAAUUGGGAAGGUUCUGAAUACAAUAUCAGAUCUCCAAGCGGAUGCUUUUUUUUCGUUCCUCUUAUUUUUUACAAAUUUGAACUUUCUUCGGUUUUCUUGAUUUUUUGUCUGUCAUUAUGAUGUGGUGUAAAUUUAUCCACAUAUUUAACAACUGCAGCUUGGAAAUCAUGGUUCAAAUCUGACGGAGGAAGAGCUUGAAACUCAUACAAUAUCUGCUUGGAAAGAGGGAAAGCAGCAACUCCACAGGCAAGUUGAUGGUCAUGGAAGACUGAUUCAGAGGGAUUUACUGCAUGUAAGCUUUGUCUGAUUGCUGACGUAAACUGCUUUUUUCUUUUAGUUGUUGCUAGCUAGGUGAGGCAUGUUGACAGAGCAAGAGUGGAAUGUUGACUAUCUUACACAGUAAAAGUUUAUUAUUGGAUAUAUUAAGUUUGGCUGAUAUUUUGGUUGCAUGGGACAUUCAGUAUUUAUACCAGGGCGUGAACAUUCUUUCCUUUAAAACAGUUUAUAUUUUGACAGCUCUUGGUGAAUGCAUUUGCACAGGCAGUAGUGUACGAGUUCAGAAUAUUUAUUAUAUCGUGUGGUUGUACAAUAUGGCCCAGAUUCUCUAACAUAUCAGAUGGACUGGAUAUUCAAGUUUUUAUCUGAUUUUGUUCUCUCCUUUCUCUCAGUUUCAUCCUUCUCUGUUCUUUGGAUUUCUGGUCAAAUUCAUUGAAGACAUUCCUUAAUCUCAAUUGGCUUCCACAUAUCUCGUAUUUAUUGGUUUUUGUCUUUUGAUUGACUUUGGGGUGAUUUUUCUAUCGCUUCCUUGUAUUCACCCAUUGACGCUUGAACCUGUGCUGGCGGUUUUACUAUGCCAGUUUCCUUUGUUUGGCUUCAGUUUGAGAGGUGGGGCUGAUGCUCCAAUCCUCCUCUAUGAUGUCUGGUCUCUGGCUAGUGUAAAAGCAUAAUCAUAAGUGGGCCUAAUGUGGGAUUCCUUCAUGUACCCUGAUCCUGCUUCUGUCCUUUAGCUACCUGCAUGCUGAAGCAUAUAUCCCACCUUGUAAUGUCUAUCCAACUCUGUAUACAAUGGUUGUGAUUAUGUUGACAUUCGUUCUUCCCCUCGCCCUCUCUCUGGUAUCCUUCACCAUCAGGGCCUCUUUACAUUUGUGCUGCUCCAGUUUCUGGAACACAUCUCUAUGCUGAAAGAACAGGUGACAAUGAACCAGCACUGCAGUCAACUUGGUAGUGGUUGACCAUCCAACGUCUUAUGGUAUCCUCAGGGAAAACCGCUUUUUGUUUACCAUCACAACAAGGAUUUUUGCCUCUCUUAUUGUGCACCACUAAUGCCCUAUGCCAUGUUACUGAAUGGAGUAAUUUUCUGCCGUUUUCUGGCAGCUGAAUCUAAAAUGUAAUGCUCCGCAAGCCUAUGAUAGAUAAGUUGAUUACUCACCGUGGUCUUCAAAUGAGAUCAACAGACACGUAGGGGGCAUCCUGCAAGAUCCAUGUCUCUGUUUCUGAUCCCUAUAACAGGAAUCUCUUUUUCCACUGUUGAAGGGAUCCAUUCCUGUGCAAUCUCCUGUUUUGAGUUCCGCCUACUGGUUGAGUUCCUCUUUUGUUUUCAUGCUGACGAUUACUCUCCAGCAUGUGGAACCUAGUCUCAAGCACUCUUUUGACAACUGUGGCAAAACAUUGUCGAAGACAGGAGUGAUCUAUGUACUUCUAUCAUUUGCAAUUCGGCAUUUAAAUUAUCUAGCCUCAGUCACUCUUCAAUGACUUCAGGGCCUCCUUUGUACUCACAACAUAUGUUUUGAGACUGCAGUUAAUUUUUUUGUUGGUAACUUAGUCACCCUUCGGGUUCCUCUGGCAACUGUGAUUUCUAAUGACUGUUUUCGUCGUCUGAAAAUUCUAUUGCAACUGAGAUGAUACCAGUAUCAUUUUUAUGAGUGAAUAAUUUUGCCCAUCUUGGCUGUUUUGGUGCAGAUGGGACCUUACGAUACACUGGCUGAUAUAGCCUUGAAGAUUUUGCAGAAUGAAGUGGCUACAGUCCCAAUUAUUCAUUCUUCUGCAAAAGAUGGUUCUUUUCCGCAGUUAUUGUAUCUUGCAUCACUUUCAGGGAUACUGAAAUGUAAGUUUUUCUUAUGUUCACAGUCGUUGCAUAAAAAUGGCGAAUAUCAAAGUAUCUAUACCAUCUCAAGAACUUAGUUCUAAAACCCCUUCUUUUCCUACAUGCAGGUGUAUGCAGACAUUUUAGGCAUUCUUCCAGUUCCCUACCGAUUCUCCAACAACCAAUAUGUUCAUUUCCUAUUGGUACAUGGGUUCCAAACAUUGGAGAAACAAAUGUUCGGCCUCUGGCAAUGCUCAGAUCAAAUGCUUCACUUAGCUCUGCCCUAUCUUUGUUAGUUGAAGGUACUUUUCAGCUCAGAGUACAGGCAACCAGGCACUAUUUUGUUUGGGUAGUUAUAUUCUGUCUGAAAAUAUUCUCUGGCAGUUGAAGAAUGAUGCGUUUUAUGCCUUAUGCAUAUCUAGAUUUUGCCACUUUAAGGAGAGGGGACUCACUAACAUGACAAGAGAAAUCAUUUGUUUCCCCGUUUGUCGUGCUUUUUUUUCCUUUUUUUCGACUGGAGCCUGAAGAAACAUCAAAGAGUAGCUUCGCAUAGCUCUUUUUUACACUGCAUUACAAUGGAACUUCAGACACAUCAACUGACCCAACACCUUGAGGACCUAUAAAGAUAGUAAUGAACGUCCAUUGCAUUACUAGUGUUAUAACUCCCUGGAAAAACGACACUCAUAAGACUUCACAGAUCACUACACCUUGGAACACAAUUCAAGUGAUUUUUUCUAUCAUUGACGUGGAAUGAAUACAAUGAUGAAAAAUCGAGAGUCCUGCGGUUAAUGCUAAAAAACCAGGUCAAAAGCCUCGGUACUUUUAGCAUUCUUAGGAUCUAAUGUUGUGACCCUUUCAAUGAAGUGGUUCAUCAUUGACUCAAAGAUGAGACAUAAUGUUCUUUGCUUGAACUUGGGAAACGCCCCUUGGACAGUUUACUCUGAGUGAUUUUGAAAUAUAGCAUGAGACAUGAAACCCAGAUCCAUUCAGUUUUGUUUUCGUGAGAUAACUUAUUUUUCGCGUAUAUGUAGAAUUGUUCACUAAUCUUGAGUGCGAAACUAUGGAACUGGGAACGGGAUAUUCACCUCAAUAGUCGGGUAAAUACCAAACAAAAGUCUUAAAAACGGUUCCAGUUAAGGCAUGGGUAUAGGUGCGCUGGAAGGUCACAAACCUAGUGUAUUUCUGCCUUGGGUCAUUUCUUAUGGAACCUUAAUCGAUGGUUUUAUAUUUAAACCUUAAUUGAAGCAUGGGGAGCCAGAAAAAAGACUGAUCGUGGAAGGUAAUUUAGGCUGCUGUUAUCUUCAUCGGGUUAGGUUGGAAUCAUUUCAGUUAAAUGAUUAAUGAAAUUUAUUACCGAUUAGUUAUUAUGAAACAAAUUAGAGUAAGCCUUAUAUGGGACGUGAAAAUUUUCUUGGUCUGAUAUUCUUCUUCCCAAGGCCAAUGGUCUUCUUGCCAUCUGUUGGAUGUUGAUCAGCCCUCAGACAUUCAUGUGAGGUUCCUUGCAACAUUUCUUACUGAAAUUUUUGAUUAGAUUUGAUAAUGCCUUUGUUUUUAUCUGAUCUUAUUCUACUCCAAUAAUAAAACAUAAUUUUUUGGUGAUCCAGAUUUGAUUUUAGAAUUUUCACUUAGAUCAUUUAUGGAAGUUGACAUAUAUUACAAUAUUCAAAGGAUUUCAAAAGACAUUUAUAGAAAGAGGAACAUAGAAAUAUGGUUGCCACCUUAACAGUUGGCUGCUAAUCAAUGCUGCUUAGUGGUUUGUUGCUUGUUUAGACAUUAUAUAAUCAACAUGAAAGGGCUUUAUCGGAUCAUUCUGGUUACAUUUCAGGCACAUAAUUUUAUGGAUGUCAGGGUAGUUCUGCAGAGUUCAUCAGUGAUAGUUCUUCUCUGGUUGAUGCAGAUUGCAGUGGCCUAAAUUUCCUACUGAAAAUUGAAACGCUUUGUCUGUAAUUUCGCCCAUUGCUAAAUUCUAUCUUCUGUAAUGAAUUAAUUACUAUUAAUUUCAAAAUAUUUAUGAAACAAUGUGAUGCUACCAUAUUUCAUCUGAGGGAAAAUAUCUGCAAGGAUUCCUCGUAUGAGAAUCAGAUCUCCGAAAUUAAUUCACAUCAAGCAGGAAUCCCUUCUCUUCUUUUCAAUGAGCUGCUGCAAUCGUUAAAUAGCAUGAACUGACGUCUAUUCAUUUCAACUUCACAGCUCGAGUUAGUUCGAUACCAAUAGUUGAUGAUAAUGACUCACUGGUGGACAUAUAUUCUCGAAGGUAAACGACCUUCACAACUGGUUUUAAACGAUUUUUCUCUCAAUGUUGGAUUUGGGUAGUUGACUUUUUCGUCCCCUCAUGACAGUGAUAUUACUUAUCUUGCCAAAGACAAAGUCUAUGCUCAAGUCCACCUCGAUGAAAUGAGCAUCCAUCAGGUUAGCCUCUCCUUGCAAAAUCCCAUUUUUUCUUCCUCUGAACUUCCCAACCAUUUUCUUUCCCCCUUUUUCUACCAAACAAGUAAGACCCUCUCUCCAUCUUUUUCUUCAUUCGAUUACUAAACGUGGCUCUCCCCCGUUGACCCAGGCGUUGCAACUUGGACAAGAUGCCAGCUCUCCGUUUGGUUUCUUCAACGGGCAGAGAUGCCAUAUGUGCCUGCGCACCGAUCCUCUGCAGAAAGUGAUGGAACGGCUGGCCAAUCCUGGUAAGCAUCUGCACUACUUGCCAUCUAUCCAAGAUCCUUAUUGAUAGAAUUGCAUUUGAAUGUUCUGGGCCAUCUAUUUUAGGCGUGAGGCGCAUCAUCGUCAUCGAAGCUGGCAGCAAGCGCGUGGAGGGCAUCAUCUCCUUGAGCGACAUGUUCAGGUUCUUGCUGGGCUGA